Tachyglossus aculeatus (Australian echidna) is the source of this 5487-nucleotide messenger RNA. It is a transcript of the gene SUCO, whose product is annotated as SUN domain containing ossification factor. Gene Ontology annotation, cellular component: membrane; cytoplasm. The transcript has 24 exons. Bases 119 to 3880 code for a protein of 1253 amino acids. Gene Ontology annotation, biological process: protein folding in endoplasmic reticulum; regulation of bone remodeling. NCBI's taxonomy places the organism in Eukaryota, Metazoa, Chordata, Mammalia, Monotremata, Tachyglossidae. The record is from RefSeq and is a predicted model, not a curated record.
ACCGCCGGUCCGCCCGCCGGCCGCCCUCCUCAGGCCCCUCCAUCUUGGCCCCGGCAGCCACGGGCACGGGGAGGAUGUGCCGCCUCCCGGCCGGGGGAAGAAGGAGGAGGACAAGAAGAUGAAGAAGUGCCGGCGGGCCUUGGCCCUCUGCCUCUUCCUCUGCUCGCUGGCCUGGCUUCCACGCUGGCAAGUUUGCUGUAAAGAGAGCCCUUCAGCCACAUCAUAUUACACUCAAGACGACAACUGUCCUAAUGAAGAGGAACCUAUUGAAAAAAAGGAGGAAGCAGGAAGAUUGAGUGAAUCCACACUACUUAAGGAUUCAAUAUCAAACACAGCAAAUCCCCCGGGAGAAGAUCAUUUUGGAGAUGAUUGCGUCGCUGAUGACCAGAGUACCCAAGCAAAUCUGCUAAGUCCAUCUGCAGAUGAGACAUUCCCUUCCGUUGACCUAAGUGAAGAUUCUUCUAGCAUAGCUGCAAACACUGAAAGUGUUGAAAAUAUUUCCAGUUCAUCUACCUCACAAAUGACUCCAAUCUCACAGCCUAAUGAAAUAGAAAAUUCGGGUGCUGAAGCCUCUGUAGCCAGCUCAAUUGAUGUUGAGCAGUCAGAAACUGAUUGUGAUAUUGGAGGGACUCUUGAGACUGAGCCUCAGGUUAAAUCCUCCUCCUUCGUCACUCCCCCAGAAAGUCUUGUGGGGCAACAUAUAGAAAAUUCUUCUUCUUCACAUGGCAAAGGAAAGAUAACGAAAUCAGAAUUUGAAUCCAGAGUUUCGGAAGGUGCACAAGGAGCUGAAGAUCAGAAAUCAGCUCUCAAUACUUCAGAUAACUUAAAAAGAGAGAGAGCAGAUUAUAAGAAAGCAGUGGAAAUUGACCCUACCUCUGUAGUAAGCCCCAAGGAUCCAGGAGACAUCCCAACAUUUGAUGAGUGGAAAAAGAAAGUUAUGGAAGUAGAGAAAGAAAAGAGUUUAUCCGCAGGUCAGUCAAUGCAUCCAUCUUCUAAUGGGGGCCAGCAUUCCACCAAAAAGGUCCAGAAAAACCGGAAUAAUUAUGCAUCAGUGGAAUGUGGUGCCAAAAUCUUGGCAGCUAAUCCAGAGGCCAAGAGUACAUCAGCUAUUCUUAUUGAAAAUAUGGACUUGUAUAUGUUGAAUCCAUGCAGCACAAAAAUUUGGUUUGUUAUUGAACUUUGUGAACCAAUUCAAGUAAAGCAGCUUGACAUCGCAAAUUAUGAAUUAUUUUCAUCUACACCUAAAGAUUUUCUGGUUUCUAUUAGUGACAGAUAUCCAACAAGUAAAUGGAUUAAACUAGGCACUUUUCAUGGUAGAGAUGAAAGAAAUGUCCAAAGCUUCCCUUUAGAUGAGCAGAUGUAUGCUAAAUAUGUCAAGAUGUUCAUCAAGUACAUAAAGGUAGAGCUGGUAUCACACUUUGGAUCAGAACACUUUUGCCCAUUAAGCCUUAUAAGAGUGUUUGGCACUAGCAUGGUUGAGGAAUAUGAGGAAAUUGCUGAUUCCCAAUACCACUCAGAACGUCAAGAAUUAUUUGAUGAGGACUAUGAUUAUCCUUUGGAUUACAAUACAGGGGAAGAUAAAUCUUCCAAAAAUCUCCUUGGCUCUGCUACAAAUGCCAUUCUGAAUAUGGUGAAUAUUGCCGCUAACAUUCUGGGAGCAAAAACUGAAGACCUUGUUGAAGCAGAAGGAAAUAAGAGUCUAUCUGAGAAUACGACUACUAUAGCUGCACCUAAUAUGCCUGAACCAACUCCCGUUCCUUCUCCAGGGUUUGUAACUACUGAAGUCCAUCCACCAGAUACAGAGCCAUCAACCUUGGAGUUUCCAAAAGAGAGCCCCAUUGUUCAACUGGUCCAAGAAGAGGAGGAGGAGACAAGCCCCUCGACUGUGACCCUCCUGGGCCACGAUGAGCAGGAAGAAGAAUCGUUGGCCUGGUUUGAGUUUGAGACCCAAAUAUAUUGCAGUGAAGCGGCCGCCAGCUGUUGCCUCCCGAGCUUCUCAGAAUAUCUCUUUAAGUGGUGCUCUGUAGCAGUUGCUCUUCACCGUCAGCGCAGCACCAGCAGCAAGAAGAAGGAGUCUCCCGAAACUCCUCGGCCGCCACCGGCACUUCCCACAGAGUUGGCUAACGUUUCAGUGACUCAGCCUCCCCCCGGGGAAUCGGACAGCCACGUCGUGGCCGGAGAAUCCGAAGCCCCUGUUGUGGGAGGCUUAAGGAGCGCGGUCCAAGAGGAGCUGACAAACCACACGGUGGAUGCCAUCGAGCUGGAGCCCAGCCACCCGCAGACGGUUUCUCAGUCCCUCCCAAUGGAGGUUACUCCAGAAAUGAAGCUCGUGUCUCAAGGGGAGGGAUCUAAGCCCACAAAACACGAGGUGGGGCAAACGGCCUCCCAAGUGGUUCCUCGGGAGCGAACCACCGACGCUUCCACCGAAACGGAGCGGAGAUCAGAGAGCGCUGAUGCUGAGGAGAAGCACUCGGCCAUCUUUGAAACCAGUACUCUCAGCGAGGCCAGGGACAGCAGUUUGAAAGUGGACGUAAGCUCCGCCCCGAUGGUCCCCACGCCUCCUGAAACGAUAACGCAGGCCGACUACCCCGUGACCACCUCGGAUGUUGAAGCGGGGGAAGCCCGAGCGACCCCCGCCGACACCCAAAGGCCGGUCUCGACUCCUGCGGUGGAGUCUCCUCCGGUAACAGAAGUAAGAGAUGAAGAGCAGGCCCCUGAAGAUGCACUUCUGGCUCUCCCUGUGUCAGGGGGGCUGCAGAGGACAGCCACAGAUUUUUAUGCUGAACUGCAAAAUUCCACGGACCUCGGGUAUGCCAAUGGCAAUCUUGUUCAUGGAUCUAAUCAAAAGGAGUCCGUAUUUAUGAGACUGAACAAUCGGAUCAAAGCCUUAGAAGUCAACAUGUCCCUGAGUGGUCGUUAUCUGGAGGAACUUAGCCAAAGGUACAGAAAACAAAUGGAAGAAAUGCAGAAAGCCUUCAAUAAGACAAUAAUAAAACUUCAGAACACUUCAAGAAUAGCAGAAGAGCAGGAUCAGCGACAGACGGAAGCCAUUCAGUUAUUGCAAGCCCAGCUGACCAACAUGACCCAGCUCGUUUCCAAUCUGUCGUCAACUGUAUCAGAACUGAAGCGAGAGGUUUCGGAUCGACAAAGUUACCUUGUGAUUUCGUUGGUUCUGUGUGUUAUCCUGGGGCUGAUGCUAUGUAUGCAGCGAUGCCGGAAUUCUUCUCAUUUUGAUGAAGAUUACAAUUCAGGACUUCCCAAAAGUAAUAAUUACCCCAGCCCUAAAAGGUGCUUCUCUUCCUAUGAUGAUAUGAAUCUGAAAAGGAGGACGUCAUUUCCACUCAUCCGAUCCAAAUCAUUUCAGUUAUCUGGAAAAGAAGCGGAUCCUGAUGAUUUGUACAUUGUAGAGCCCGUAAAGUUUUCACCAGAAAAGAAGAAAAAACGGUGUAAAUACAAAGCGGAAAAAAUCGAGACCAUAAAGCCCGCAGACCCUUUGCAUCCCGUUGCCAAUGGAGAUAUUAAAGGAAGGAAGCCCUUUACGAACCAGAGAGACUUCUCUAACAUGGGGGAGGUUUAUCACUCUUCGUAUAAAGGCCCUCCGUCCGAAGGGAGCUCAGAAACCUCCUCGCAGUCGGAGGAGUCCUACUUUUGUGGCAUUUCAGCCUGCACGAGCCUGUGCAACGGACAACCCCAAAAGACAAAAACCGAGAAGCGGGCCUUAAAACGAAGGCGGUCUAAAGUUCAAGACCAAGGGAAAUUGCUCAAGACUCUAAUACAGACUAAGUCAGGAUCGAUGCCGAGCCUGCACGACAUCAUCAAAGGAAACAAGGAGAUCACAGUGGGGACAUUUGGUGUCACAGCAGUGUCGGGACAUGUCUAAAGCUACUGGGACUUGGCGUCUGGGGACUUUGGGGUUCAUCUUGGAAGAGCCGCCUGUGGUAGUUACAGAGGGUUGGGGAUAAGUUGAAAACAGAGUGAUUUGAUGGGAAGAGUAUUCAGAACUUAGGGUCUCUGCCUUGAAGUAGGUGGGAUUGUGUCAAUCUUGGCUAAGCUGCCGUUUUACAAGGCCGAUUGCUUCCUACACAGACGAUUGGAGUCAUUUUAUAAAGACGUUUUUCACAGUUUAAAAUGCCGGGGCAAAGAUCAUUUUGAAGCCCAGUUCGUUGAGGGGAAUAGGAAUGAAAGCCUAAUCCUCUUCCUUUAGCUUUGUUCCUAUUUCUUGCACCUUCCCAUAUUUAUGUGCCUUUUUUGUCUAUUUAUAAUGCCACUGGAAGAGGAGAAAAAGAUGAACUGGUUUGUCAUUAGAUUUCUUUUGCCAUUUCUAGCUUUCUAGAAGCUGGAAACACUACAGUGCUGUAAAUUGGCCUAGAGCUGGAGGUCAGCAGCGGAGGUCAGAUAGUGUAAAGAUUUUUAAGGGACUGUGCCCACAAGGUCUGGGUUAGCAAACUCGCUGGGCAAACGUCCGUAAAAGGGCCAUCACACUUAUUCCACGGGAGCAGGUUGAACGGAUUUGGAGUGGAAUCCUGCGUCCAAAAUAACAAACUGCAUGAGAGAGUGAAAUGAACUUAGUGUAACCCAUGGCACCGACUACUUCAUGCAGACAAACAUCAUUCCCAGACAUUUCUCUUCAACUUUAAGGUAUUUAGCUACCGAUACAGUUUUUCUGGAGCUGUGUUUGAGUUUUGUUUACAUGGAGCACUCAUCCUUUGAGACACUUCAAUCACUAAUGUUUUCUGUUAGUAGAUGCUGAGUUUGGGACGAAGAAAAUCUAGCGGGGCCAGCUAAGUUUGACCUAAAAAGAUGGGGUGCUGGGAACCAUUGUACAGUUGUCUGCCAGUGAGUUUGCCCACCCAUGUCAAUUGGUGAAGUUCAAGAGGAUUAUUCCAGAAUGUGUGUGCUUCUGUUUUGGCUAACGUGCAGAUUUGUGUGUGUAUUGGUAUGUCUGUGUUGAUACUCCUUUUAGUUGUGGGUUUUUUUUGUUGUUUGGUUGGGUUUUUUUGGUCAGUGACUGUGUGUUUGAGUAAAGGAUUGCCAUACUGUGUGAAUGGAACAGUGAAUGGAUGCAACAAAAUAUUCCUCUUAAGUGUGACAGGUCCAUGUUGUAAGUCUAAAUUAUAACUUAUUGAGCACUUUUAGUGAGAUACUUAAAAAAAAAACUGGUCUAAAUACCUUUCCUGGGUAUUUUGUAUGUAAUGUGACUUAUUUAAAGCCUUUUUUUUCCUGCUUUCAUGUUAGUUUACAAAUACUUUUUAGGUGCUGUACUUUUUACUCUGCACAGUUAGCCAAUCAGAAAAAGAAGGUCUGAUUUGGAAGGAAUCACCUUGACAAGUGGUCCAAACUAGAAAGGGUCGGGCAAGGGAAGCUAUGUCAUCCCAGGGCAGAAUGCAAACGAUGUGGAAAGAGGAGGACUUGUAACAUGUAACUACAGAGCUGUAGUGCCAUUAGAAACUGUGAAUUUCCAAAUAAAUCUGAACACUUGUCUUUUAA